Messenger RNA from Plodia interpunctella (Indianmeal moth), 14046 nucleotides. Its product is annotated as zinc finger protein 510-like. Lineage: Eukaryota; Metazoa; Arthropoda; Insecta; Lepidoptera; Pyralidae. The record is from RefSeq and is a predicted model, not a curated record. The transcript has 8 exons. Gene Ontology annotation, biological process: regulation of transcription by RNA polymerase II. Gene Ontology annotation, molecular function: RNA polymerase II transcription regulatory region sequence-specific DNA binding; zinc ion binding; DNA-binding transcription factor activity, RNA polymerase II-specific. The coding region runs from base 158 to 1591 and encodes 477 amino acids. Gene Ontology annotation, cellular component: nucleus.
AUAUCCUUUUUUGUUUUAAAAUGGCGGCAGCUAGCGUGCUUCAAAAAGGCUUCGCUUUCCUGUUGUAGCUCGAAGCUGUUUUCAAAACAACUUAAUAAUAUUGCUGUUAUUUUCAGCGAACAUUUGUAUAUUUCACUGUUUUCGCUUUUAAUUUAAUAUGGAGGAACUAAAAUCGUACUUAAACGGUAUCGUCUGCGCGACAUGCCUAACAAGUGAUCGAGAAUUGCACCAUAUUCAAGAUCUUCCAAAAAUACAAGAGUUAUUGCCGGAUAUACAUUUGAAUGCUGAAGAAGAUAAGGUGUGCUGGGAAUGUGUUUCUUCCCUGAAGAAGUUCAUCAAGUUUCGCCAAAAGGCCUCGGAGGCUCAGCAGAUGUUUACCAAUUUUGUGGAAGGGAAAUUAACCUCAAUAAAGUCAUUCUCAAAAUUAAAAUGGGAAAUAAUGGUCGAUGGAGUCAAAAUUGUCACAGAGGACCAAUCCAGCCGAGUAGAGAUUCAGAGUGAAGAAAACCAAGAAAAUGACGAAGAAAACGAGGAAUCUGAGGAAAAGAAUGCCAACAACACUCUUUAUGAAGAGAUGAAACAUGGAGACGAUGAAGAAUAUGGUGUAAACUAUGGUUUUAAUGGCAGCCGUGAAAAUAGUCAGACAGAACUAAGUUAUGGACUUAAAAUGGAAAUUGAUGAGUCUACAUUAAAUACUGAAGAUAGCAUACGAAAUUACGAUGACGACGAAGAUCUUCUCAUACAGAAUUUACCUGAAAAUUUCAACAUUGACGAUGAAGAAACUAAUAAGUUGAUUGAAAAUACUCUUGAAGCAUUCCUUCAAGAUCUUACAGUUAGAAAAAAAACUAAAGUGAUAAGAAAAAAUAGUGAAAUCAUUGAUUCUGACCAUGGAGUGAAUGAAAAUGAAGAUUCAUACAUCGAACUGCAGGCUCAGUGUCGUAAAAGUAUUGACAUACCAAAAGGUAGAGCUCUGAAUCGUUAUAAGAAUGUGUCCAGGAGAAAGAUUACAAAAGAAGAGAUGGAACAAAUGUUGGAAAGGGAAAGAGAGAAUAAUUGUUACAAGAAUGCAUAUUUUAAAUGCGAAAAAUGUGUUUACGGUUAUGAUAAUGUUAAUCAGUACACCGAUCAUUUGGUGAAACAUGAUGAGAAACAAGGUUCUGAGAUAUGUUCUAUUUGCGAUCAGAGAUUUCCCACCAGAAAAACUGCUAUGGACCAUUAUCUCCAUCAUUUUAUGGCUUUCUAUUGUACCGAGUGUGGCUACACUAGCCGGUUUCUGCGUUUCCUCAAGGCCCACCAAGAGAAGAAGGAGUGUAGAUCAAAAACGUACCCCAUAUGGUUCUACUGCGACGAAUGCGACCAGAAGUUUGCCUUGGAGAGCCUUCUAACACACCACAAGAAGUCCAUACAUCAAGUGAAAUACUCCUGCAAGUAUUGCAACAAAACAUUCACGAAGGACUACAGCAGGAAGUUACAUGAACAAAUUCACAAAGGUCGUCAAAGCGUUCAGUGUGACAUAUGCAAGAAGUUCUUUGUGAACAAAGUCAGUUUCCAAUUCCACCUCAAGAAUGUACAUGACUUUACGAUACGUUAGAGCCACAAUGAAGACAUAACUUCGAUGAUUCGUCAAAACAAAUCGCGUCCUCCAAAGACUCAAUCCCAAAAACGGAUAACAUAUCCAAAUUGAGUGGUAAGAAAGCAAAUUGUCUUUCAAUUGAAAUCGAUGUACAAAACUCGUUAACACAUCGUUUUGAAAAUAAGGCACUAUAAAAAUGAUUCAAAAGAACAGUUUCAUGAAAACUUGCCACAUUACUUUGGCAAUCAACAAUAACGACGUCGUUAUUUAAUUUUAGUAAAGAUUCUUUAAAGUAAUGUUUGAGUGCUAAAUCUGCUCGGAUUUUGUAUGGAUCGUAACUUAUUGUUGUACCUGCCAAACAUUUAAUGUACAUUGAGAUUAAUUCAGAGCUGAACAUGUUAAUCAAAUCAUGUAUAUAUUGAUUUUGAAUAUAACCGAAACACAAAAGAAAAAAUGUUGAAUCUAGUCCGCACGUAUUUAUAAUUUUUGUUUGUCUAUUAUUAACUUCAACAGUAGAACAUAAGUUACCGUUUUGCAUAUGUUUAAUUUGUUUAAGUAUUUUAGUAGCUGUAUCGUCAUCUGUACCUUCUCCUCUCCAAUUUUCAACUAAUGAAGGCUUAUCUGAAAAAACGGAGUCCUCAUUAAGUACUUUAACUAACUUGGCCUUUUUUAUAAUUUGUUUUUUCUGAGAAUGUUUCCUUUUUCUUCUAUUAACACCUGUUUUCUUCACAACUUUAUUGGUAACUCCAUUUUCUAGGUCAACUUUUGAGGACUUAAGGUCACCUUCUAUAUAUUGUGCAAAAAUCUGAAUGAAUUCAUCUAUUCUGUAUUUCUGUGUUUUAGUUUUGAAGAUUAAAUGUUUAAUUGUUUUAAAAAAGCUUUCCACACCCGCAGACGAUGGAGUCAGAUUGUCAGAUUUAAAAUGAGAAACUAAUAUAUUAGACCAUAGUGGAAGUUUGAAUAAUAUCCUACGCAGUGUAGCCGCAAUUGUCGGCAAAUAGAAUGGAUUGUCUUCUCUAGCAUCAGUAUCGUGAUUAUCGUUAUUGUUUUUUUUAAAAGAACUUCUUUAUCAAACCAAGAAAAGAAAUCGUUAUUAACUUCAUGUUCCUCAAUUACAAAAUCUAUACUCUCGGUGUGUUCAUUAUCAUCUAAUGGUGGAGAACAAACGUCUUUAUUUUUUAAAAUGCUGUCGAGUUUUCUUUUUGUAAAAGAUAUUUUUUUACUGUAGCACACGUCUAAUAUGUCCUUAAUAGUACUUUUCAAAUUAUCAAAAUCUUCACAUUUUUUUAAAUAAUAUAUGCAUCUAAUAUAGAAUAAUUUGAUUUCAUUGUCAAUUCCUUGUAGACAUGGUAAAUUGUGCAACGUUUUGAUGAAGUGGCUCGUAUCGAGUCUAACAUAAACAGGUGGCAUUUCUAGAUUGGUUCCACUCAAAAUAUAAAAUAAAUGUUCAAUGUAUGUUUUAGUAGAAGUGAAUUCAGUAAAAGUUGUGAUCACAGCUGAUAUUAAUGCUGCACAAUCAUCAGUUAUGACUUCUUGAGGCUUCAUCCCAUCUACACUAUAAUUCCAGAUCCUUAACCAAUUACAAAUAGAUACAUGGCUAUGAGAAUCAGUUACCAUCUGAAAAAUUGGGACGGAACGCAAAUUUUUAUCGCACGUGAUUAGUCCUUGGUACAAAAACAGACGUUUGGUAAUAGUUGCACCAUUUGGAAGAGAAACUGCUUUAAAAAUUGAGCCUGUAGCAUCAAUAGUUAUUGUUGACCUAUUUGUUGUUUCACAGUACACUUUGUAGAAAUCAACUUGUUGUUGGCUCCAAAAGUGGACAGUAAAAUUUGGAAAUGUAAUAAUUUGGCGAAAUAAAUUUUUGUAUUUGUCGUCAUGAGACAUAGUCAACAAAGAUAAAACUACAUCAUUGUGAAAUUGCCGGCCAAUCCUUUCAUCUGACUUAAUUUUCCGUAGGGCACUAAUAGUUGGUAAUACCGGUGGAGAUGAUACAUUUUUUAAAUCAUCAGGUCCCUCAGAUAAUAGCUCAGAAGCUAAAUCUUUGUGCACUGCGAUAGCCGGUCUGUGUUUUAAUAUCUUCGCUAACUUUUGUCGCUUAUACGGGCUCAGCUUAGAUUUUUUUAAGACAUUGUGUUUGUUUUCGAGACAAAAGUUCGAUACACUGCAGGAGGCUGUAUGAAAAUUGUGAGUCCUUUUAAAAAUAUUAACAUUGAUUUGUGCAUUGCACUGAGAACAGUGGCCUUUAACUACGACUUGUUCACUUGAAAUUUUGCUCGUCUUUAGAACCCAUGUGCACGGUAAUUUUGAAUUCAGCCAAAUAUUUUCUUUUAGCAUUGUCGACCAUUUAAAUUUAGGUAAAGUUAAAUAAGUCCUGUAGCGGUUAGAAUCACACCGUUUCUUGAUAGAUCGAACGGGUUUAAUUUUUUCCCACUCAUGUACAUCAAUAUCAAACGAGAAUGAUGAAGAAUUAUUGACCGACUCUUUAGCAGACACAGAAUCAGCAGUUGUUGUGGUGUCUAUUGAAGGGUUGGUGUCGAUAACAUCGCUGGACAGGUUUUCUGUACUUAUAGAACAGCGAUGCCGCAAGAAUGACAUGUGCAGAGCUUUACUAGACAUUCUUCCAUUAAUUUCUUGAGACAUUUUUAAAAAUAUUGGAUUGUUAUAUUUAAUGUGUACAUCUUGCAGAUUAGCUAUAUAUUUUGUAAAUAAUGAUAUUUGUUCUUCUAUUGGAACAGAUGGUAUGCGUCCUCUUGGCAUGGUUAUAGGUCUGUUGAGAAAAAUCCCUAUUAUAUUAUUAAAUAAAAUAUACGUUAUCAAUAAUUUAGAGAAGAUUUUAAUCAAAUUUCAUAAUAAAGACAUCAUACAUCUGGUAAAUUACAAUAGUACACUAUAACAGGCACUUAUGCGUUAAAACAUUAUAGAUACCUGGGCGAGAAAAAUCUGACAUCAGUGUAGGUCAGAUAUACACGUGAAAAAAAUCAAUAUCAUAGCAGUAUAUUCAACUUUAGGAGAAAUUUAAUUAGUGUGUACCUAAUAGUAGUUGUUAAAUUAUAAGACUAGGUAGGUACAUAUCGAAAUCAGACUUACUUUAAAUCAAAAGUUUGAUUUCCUUGAACGCGAGUGUCUUGCUUGUACAAAGAUACGAUUGCACAUUAAAUAUUUAUAAAUGCAUUAACGUAAUUAUCACUGUUUCAUAGAACUCGCAACAAAUCCUUAUCACCAAUCACUUCCGAUGCACUCACAUAAACGAUAUUGCUUACUAAACUAAUAGCGACUAUUGUGCAACACAAAAACAUCACUCAGAAUUAACACUACCUUAAAAAUAAAAGGUGGGCAAAAACAAAAUUAAUGUCACCCUACCCACAUACAUUAAUAGUCAAUUCAGUGUAAAUUAAAAUUUGUUGUUUUAACGUAAUUAUUAUUAUUAACAAAUUAUAUCAAUUAUUUAAAAGGGUAAAUGAAGUCCAACGCUGCUUCCAUUACAAAUUUUAGACAUUUAAAAAAAAACAUUCUGAAAAAGCUAUUUUUAGUAAUAAUUUUUAGUAAGUUAUGCAAAAUGUUGUCACCCUAUUUCAUUAUUUUCAUACUAAAUUAAAAUUGAUUUUCUUAUACAAUAAAAGAUGUUUUUAUUAACCAAUGGUACUGUAUUUGUAGCACAUUUUUUUCCACAAAAGGAGACAAUUUUGUGUUUUUGUUAGCUAUCAUACGUUAAGCGAAACAAAACGAAAACCAAAAAGUGGACGACUGAGGGUCCGAAUUUUAACUAGGUGAUAAUUUUUAACCAACAUGAUAUCGUGAUCUGUUAUUUCUUUCACAAAAUGUCACAAUUUAUAUACUAUAAUAUAGGGUUUCAAAGAGUAGCCAGAAGUUAAUGGUUUUGUUAUUAUAAGCGUAAUAAUCUUUCCACGUGAGGGUCCAUUUUGAACGCAGGUAUGGAAAAUAAUACAAUGUUUUUCUUGUAAUUUCUUGUGUCCGCAAUUUUUGCUUGGCAUUAUCUUACAUUUUGGCGUAAAGACUUUUUCUUUAGUGCCCUUAGUUUAUCCGGUACAAGUGGACCCUCAAUCCUCUAUGUGCGGAUUGAGGGUCCAACUUUAAAGCCCAUAAUUCCCUUAUUUGAUUUUCACAAAAUCUGGUUCCAACUUUCACAAUUCUUUGGGAAUCUUCACUAAAUCCUGAACAUGUUUUCAAAGAAAUUCGAGAGAGUGGCCCUCAGAGCACACGCACAUCUAAUUUUGACUUUAAAAAAUAUUGGCAGAGACCUAUAGGCUGGUGGUACCGUCUAAAGAUUAGUCAGCGUGUAGAACAAUGAAAAUAUUGCUAAUUUAUUUGUCUUAAAAUAUGUAUUAAAAAAUGUAACUAUACCAUAUCUCCACAACUUAUGAGUAAAAAGUUAAGUGCGUUUAAGGUUAAUAUGGUGUAGAAAGAUAAACAAAACGUUUUAUAUGCAGAUAAUAAAACGUUAUAAACGAAUUACGUAGGCCGCAGCCGGAGUAUUUAAAAAAAAACAAUUUUUAAAAUAAAACUUUAUUUGAAGUUUCAAGUAAUUACAUUAAAAUAUUAAUUCUAAAAUUAGUCUUAAGUUCGGACGAUGCUAGUACCGAAGUGCACAAAAUUUCCCAAUAAUGCAAGUGGUUCGAUCAGGACACGCGGCGUCGACUCAUCAGUCACGCGGCGUGGCCGUAUGUAUCAUUCCCGCUGACUCUGCUUCCUUCAUGUUGCGAAAAUGUAGGCUUGUGGAUAUUGUCAGCGAUAUCUAUACUAGCUUCAGCUAUAACAAACGUCAUAUUGACUUUACUAACUUCAAUGUCACUGUCAACAAGUCAACACAGAUGUUUUUGUUGAAUUUCAAUAUGAUAUAUAUGUAUUUGUAUGAUUUGAUCGUAUAGUUAAUUCCGGACCCAAGGCACCCCUGGUGGGCGCCAUGUGACCAUGGGAACUUUAAUCCGGACCCAUGGCACCCCCAGUCUUCAAACAGUGUACCAGUGGUAUCACAAGUUCAAUUUUAGUAGUUCCCAUGAAACUAUCAAACGAAAAGUGACGAUUUAUCACUGUCGAUAAAAAUUAACAUUCCGGAUAUAUUUCAUUUUAAUAUUUAUUUAACGUAUUUUUUCUAAUGCGUGGCCUAAUGUAAUUUCGUGGUUCAGAAAUUGCAAUAGAAUGUGCACUAUUAAAUCAUCAUUAUUAAAGUAUUGUCUGCUCGUUUCUGUUUUUUAGGCACUGCGUUCAUAUUGUGGAUAUUCUGCGUUACAUUUAGUAAACGCAUCACGGUAACAGUAUUUUUACUGAUCAAUUUGUUUAAUUUGGAGUGGUAACCUUCGAGAACGUUAUUGGUCCUAUGACGCUCUCCAAAGUCGCUAAAAACGCAGGUGAAUGUACGUUGAGCCAAAAUUUUUCUAUAUAAUUGAUGAAUUUAUUCAUAUCAACAAUACAUUCGGAUUUGACAUAUUCAAAGGCCUCUCGAAUCUGGUCAGAUGGAAGAAGUGGUAAAGCUGCUGUUAGGCCCACAAUUCUUCUUUCAGCCAUUGUUUUUGUAUGCCCUAAAGACUUAGCUUUUCGCCAUAUAUUUCGCGUCCAGUGAUAGUGGCAUCCUUUUACCGUGAUUUUGGGAAACACUUAAUAACGCGUUAAAUGCUCCUAUUUCGUAGUCACAAUGUACUUUGAUGGGGGCCCAUUGUGAUAUUUGCGAUUUAAUUAGGUUUAAAGGCUUCGAUGAACAGGAAAUGCACUCGAAACUUCGAUCCUGUGUGCCUUGAUGUUACAAUAGCAAACUCCCGACAUAAACGACGACUAAAGGACCUUUAUUGCUCUCGAAACAGAAACUAUAUUUUGUAACAAAUGUAAAUCACUGUAAAUAAAUUUACUUUAAAGAAAACUGCUUCUUUCAGUCCUUCAGCAUGACUUUAUCAUACAUAAAUAAUUAUCCUUGUUGAUAUUUACCCAUUAAUUUCCAUAAACAAAUGCAAAUUUUGUACGAUAUCAACACCGCCCUUGACACCUGUCAAGUGGCAGUGACGCUGACAUAGAACCGUGUAAAGCCAAUAUCGAUCCACUGUCGAGAACGAAAUUCACAUCGUUACAGAGUCUUAAUUGUCACUCUGUCUACGUGCUAUGGAGCUUCCACAUAAAAGACACAUGAGCAUGGCUCCUGUGACUUGGUCCAGCUUGAUGUUCUCCACUACUAGAAACUUCUUGCUGUAAAGUUUCAUUCACAGCAACCAUUGCAAGAUCUCUACAUGCUUCACAUACAACAUCUUCUUCAGUAAUCUAAAAAAAUAAUUAAACAUUAAUAAAUGGCAAUGGCUAAAUGUUUACUUCUCUCUCAUGUGAUCCUUGUAUAAUAAUGAUGCUUUUUCUGCACAUAGUACGAUACCUAGUAAAUGGAUUUACGAUAUUGCAUGUAGCAAGCUAGGGUUACUUACUAUUUCUGGGUAGGUCCAGCUACAGAUUAAACUGGUGAUCCAGGACAUGAUAGCGGCGCAGUGUUUACGCAAAUGUUACAAGUAACACUUACUUUGUAAUUUUACAAUUCGAGUUCUUCUGUAACGAUCUCCCCCCGCUGCGUUUGGUUUUGAGUUUGACACGCCGCGACAUCCUCCGCCGCGUUGGAAGCCUCAUCAGCUUCCAAAUGUGCCAAAGGUAGAAGGCACAUUCUUGAUAAGGACCUCCUCACGAGGCCUUUGGUAGUUGUCACGUCACGGGUGACGCCGUCGGAGCCUGGAGCCUAAGACGCAACGCGUACAUGCGCCGACGGCUUGAUGGGCUCUGCUUGGGAGAGCGAGUUGCGGCCGCGUCGCUGGGCGGAUGCGAACCGCGCGCCGCGCACCUUCCCCUCGCUGCGUUUAGUUUUGAGUUUGACACGCCGCGACAGCCAUGUUGAAUUUAGAAACGGAAGCAAAAUCAAUGUCCAAGAUGCGAUAGCACAGUCACUUAUGAGGCAAAAUCGAAAUCCUUCAAGGCACGCACGGGUCACACAAAGCGAGUAAAAGUCCAGUCGAAUAAAAGAAGAAACAAUUUAAAACAAUUCGAACACAACAAUCACACAAAGCGAGAGAGCAUUUGUGAUUGAUUACACGAUGUGACGUUUCAUGUCGGGCGCUGCCACUUGAUAGUAACAUUUAAGUGUUGCCAUUAUAAUAAAAGAAAAAGUGCCAUAACCUUAUUAUGGUUUGUUAGCAUUUCAAAACAUACAUUGAUAAGUACGUCAAAACAUAAUUAUAAGGUGGGUGGACCAUGUAAGGCCACUCUAACGAAUAAACAGAUUUUAUUAGUUUAUUUACUGGAUAAAUAAAAGAAAGUAAUCAUUAAUUGACACUUUGUUUUAAUGUGUAUCAUAAAAAAUAGGUACUUUUUUUUAUUCUAGAUGUAAUCACUAUUUCUUAAACUUAACUUUUAUAAAGCUCUUCUAAACGGCCUUGUAAGAAACAAGGCUCCAUACAAGGCCAAUAUUAUAAAUCAGUCGUUUAACUUAAAACUAGAAUUGAAAUAAUCGAAAUAUUCGCUUUUACUAAAACCACAGAUAAAGCUCUUUCAUUUAAAUGAAAAAUUAAAUGCCUUACAUAUUAUAAUGGUCUUUAAAAAACUCAACAAACAUUCCUUGAACAUCAUCAUAAAACUAAGAAUAUAUUAAUGGAAAUAAAAAUUAUAGUCGUGAGUAUUAUAUCGAUAACAAAUAAGUUUCCAAUGCGUUUUACAAUAAAAUAAUUAAUAUUUUUUUAAACCCGUAAUGGCCUUCUUAUGGGUCCGUUCUUUGUAAGGCCAAAAUGUUCUUAAGAAGGCCAAACUAACAAUUAUCAUCUAUGACAUAUUUUUUUAUAUUGAAUGUAAUACCUGAUAGACAGUAAAGACUAUGUUCUCUAAUUAUUAAAAAAGUAUAAAUGGCACAUAAUCAGUCUUGUAGUCAAAAAUAUUUCAACUCAAUAAUACCUAAAAUUAAAAAACGAAAAAAUAAGAAAGUAAUAACUAAAAUUCGGAAACAAACUUAAAAACUAAAAAGGGUAACAACUUUGGAUAUUUUAAUCACAAUCUGAGCAUAAAAAUGCGAGAUCUUUUUUAGUGAGACCAACACACUCCUCGUGAUACCACUUUUGACAUUCGCUGCAUUGCCUCAUGACUUCGAUUCUACACUCACCACAUGCGCGGCAGUACCAUUCCUUUUCUUCACCUUCUGCACUUCUCUUAUCUAUUAAUCUUUUGCUUCCUGUUUUCAAUCUUUUGCUUUCUUUUUUCACUCUUGCUGUUUUGUUGUUGUGCUUUUCUUUUUAGUAAUUUUAUGGAAUCAUUUUCAUUUAGAUUUUUCUUUUUUCUUACUUGUUGUUUGUUUCAACUCGUCCUUUUUUACUUCAGUUUUAAAUAAAUCUUUAACUAUUCUUUGUCCUUUAUAAUUAAUAGCUUUUUGUCGUGGACGAGUAGAUUUUAUCUUAGCGUAGUUUGGAGUAGGCAAAAAAGUAUGAAACGAUUUUUCCUGAAUUAGGUGAAUUAACGGCUCGUCAUCAUCCGAAGAUCCAGAGGGACUUAUCUCAUGACUUUUUUUUUGAGCUUUUGUUUUAGGUCUGAUUAAUUGUUUUUUUGGAGUGAUUCGUUCUUUCUGAUCGGGAUCUUCAUGAGAUGACGAAGAAGAAGUGUAUAAUUCGGAGAUUUGAAGUUUACUCAUGUAGUUAUUUUUAAUAAAUGAUUCACUAAGAUUCAAGUCAAGAUCAGAUUCAGGACUAGAAUAAUCGUAAUUUUCUUGUAGCCCGGACGUACUCGGAACCGGAUUAUCAUAUAGAGACGGUAGAGCCUCAUCAAUCGUAUCUGCGUCGUUGAACCGGUCUACUGAAGUUCGCAGAAUGUGGCCGCACUGAUCAUUGACCGAAUUAUCUAAUUCCAUGUCAGAAGCAUCAGUUGAAGGACUGUAAGGAACAAGAAUUACUUUUCUAUUUUCUGUCGCAGCUGAAAAUAUUGGCGAUGUUGAUACGGUUUUCUCUUCGGAUGUUGAUGGAAAAAUGGAAUAUACGUAAGCAUGAGCUGGCCUGCUUUCGUCUAUCAGCGACGGAGAUGACAAUUCAGAUACAGGAGACGAUACUUGAACAGGUAGAAGCGGUUGGUCGAUCUCGUUUUGUAAUGUUUCCGGUAAAGGUCUUUUAGAUAUAAUUGAAGGAGCAUAGGCAUCUUCGGGUAUAACAUCAGGAUCAAGAGGGUAUAAGCCAGUGGCUUUGAAUCCAUUUGUUAUAUUGGUUUGCGUUAUACAUUUCGGCCAUGUUCGCGAGAAAAUUUUAUUAAAUGCAACUUUGUUUAAAGUGCUCUCUAGAGAAUUGCUUAGGUAGUUCAACACUUCUUCAUCCCAGUGAUGUUCGAAAGACCGAUUAACUGAUUUGUCCCGAGGUUGGAGUUCGUGCGUAGUGUUAGAAGGUAAGCAAUACAGCACUGUAUUAUUUUUAUCUGCUUCUUCCAGAGCCUCGUAUGUUAAAUGACACUUUGCACCAUCAAAGAUAAGGAGACACUUACCGGGUGCUUUAUGUUGAGCAAAAUGUUGAAUGAACUCUACGAACAAGCUACUGGUCAUGCUGCCUUUGGGUGCCAUGCUCACCUUUGUUCCAUGUGGCAAAUUUGAUCCUAAUUCUGAUCUGUACCUAAUUUCUUUAAAAAUAAUCAUUGGAGGUAUGGCAUUACCGACAGCAUUUACACACAUUGCUACGAGGGCGGUCCGAUAACUACUUAGCCUACCAAAAAAAAAACUAAAAUUUUUGAAAAGUGGCGAUUUAUUUCUCGACAUAGUCUCCUUUUAACUCGAUACACUUCUCCCAGCGAUGCUCCAACUUCUUUAACCCGUCUGAAAAAUACGUUUUCUCGAGGUCUGCAAAGUGGGCUUCCGUGGCGGCUAUAACCUCCUCAUUCGACUCAAAUUUCUGCCCGGCGAGUGACUUUUUCAAGUUAGGAAAUAAAUAAUAGUCGCACGGGGCCAAAUCUGGGGAAUACGAUGGAUGGGGCAGCAGUUCGUAGCCCAAUUCUACCAAUUUGGCCGUGGCGACGGCGGAAGUGUGAGCCGGUGCGUUAUCGUGGUGGAAGAGCACUUUUUUCUUCAUCAAAUGCGGCCGUUUUUUCCGCAAUUCGGCGUCAAAUCGGCUCAAUAAUUCGGCAUAGUACAGCCCUGUGUGCCCUUCGUUUUGCCCUUCUCCAGGUAGUCGAUGUAGAUCACACCUUGUGAAUCCCAGAAAACGGUGGCCAUCACCUUUCCUGCCGAUUGCACAGUCUUUGCCUUCUUGGGAGCACGUUCGCCGGGUGAAGUCCACUGUUUCGACUGUUCCUUGGUCUCUGGAGUGUACCAGUGGAUCCAUGUUUCGUCGACGGUCACGAAACGACGAAGAAACUCCUUCGAAUUGCGCUUAAACAGCGUCAAACACUGCUCUGAAGUGGUUUCACGGUUGCGCUUGUUGUCCGGAGUGAGCAAACGCGGCACCCAUCUCGCCGACAGCUUUCUCAUGCCCAAAAUUUCGUGCAGGAUAUGACCCACGCGGUCUUUUGAGAUGCCUACUGUCUCGGCUAUCUCGCGUACCUUCAAUCGGCGGUCUGCCAAUACAAGGUCAUGGAUUUUUGUAACGUUCUUCUCCGCAGUAGCCGUUUUCGGGGCACCGGGGCGUGGCUCAUCAAAAACUGACGUGCGACCACGUUGAAAUUCAUUAAACCAAUUUUUGACGGUCGCCAUCGAAGGAGAAGAGUCACCGUACACAGCAUCCAAGCGUUCUUUGAUUUCGCUGCGCGAUUUCCCUUCCAAAAACAAGAAUCGAAUCACCGACCGAUAUUGUUCUUUUUCCAUUUUUCUAAAAUUCGCCCACACGCCCGCUUCUACACGCGCUAAAAACAAAACUACAAGUCCUAUUCGACUAAAAUUUUGACAGUAGCCGUCUACGAGAAUGUUCUACACGACAGUAAAUACUUCUUGCAAUAGUAGCGCCAUCGGGCGGAGAGGCUAAGUACUUAUCGGACCGCCCUCGUAAAUCCAGUGGAUAUUGUACAAGAACCCGUCCAGUAUUUUUUAUGGUAUAUACAGACAGACUGCAAGAUCAAGAUUCUAAUGAAUUUUACUCAUGGAAAUAUUAUGCAUGUAAUGCUAGAUUUUUUCUGAGUAUUUCCUUCGGAAGUUAUAUUGCAAAUUCGGUUACCUACUGCAAAGUUUCAAUAAUAGAUAUUAAAUUGCAAACUCUACUUCGCACACAGUACCUACUUACUAUUAUGCAAGAGACAAAUUUUCACAACAAGUAGCUAUUCUAUAAACAUACUCACGGUUCAGAUUGCGACCUCCUCCACCUCCGGCCCAAACUCCACCACUUCCGCGGCCGCCGCCACCACGAUAUUUGGCUGGUUUCAGUGCUGUCAAUAAAUAUCUAUUAUAACCCAUUACCAAGUUAAACACAAUAAGCUAGUGCAAGAAAAAAUGGUUGUGCACGCCGAUGCAUAUAGGUAGAUAUAUGUAUAUCUACCUAUUUGACUGACGUGUGUGUAAUCCUGACGACUGUGACGGUGUAGGUACACCGUGAUAUUUAUAGCUAGCAGAUUUGCCAUGCUACACACAAGCGGAAAACAUUUUCAUUUUGACACAGUGUUAGUAGGUUUUUUAAUGCACAAGUCAGACGAAAAUUGUCAAGACAUUUAGACAUAGAAGCACACCACCCAAACCCCACUAUGGGUACCUGUUGAAUUUCUCGACUUCCCUGAACUGCGUGAAAAAGGUUUGUAUUAUACUCAUUUUUUUAUUUAUUUACCUAACCUAAUUAUAAACCAAACUUACCUGCCCAUUGCCAUUAACUAACGUAAUAAAUCUGCAAACAAUGAAGAUAAAUUAGUUCUAAGUACAUACAUAUAAGUUAAACAUGAUGUUGAAACCAUGAAUAUAAAUUUAAAUUUUGGAAAGCAAAUAAGAAAUACAUACCUUUUACAAAAAUAAAACCACCAACCAUGUGCGUUGUGCGCGCGCCGCCGGAAGGAAUGAUAAGUGAAACGUCACAUUGUUGCACGACAUGCAUAGAACCAGAAUCGAUAGAAUCGAUACGUUUUCGUAAUCGAUUUUUGUAUAUCUAUUUAAGUUACGAACACUAAAAAUUAAAAUACCAUUAUUUUAUUUCUGUUCAUUUAUUACAAGAAAAUAUUUGGUAGGUAUCUUUGCGAACAAUUUGUAACGUCAUAAUUUUUUGUGGUUUAAAAGUCCAAUAUGUGGGGAAGUACGUCCAAAAUGACAUAUCGUUUUAUUAAUCAUCAAUAACUUUAUUAUUAUUCAUAAUAGGAACAUAUUUUUCCUAUUAUGAUGAAAUUUCUUACAACUUUGCUUAUAUUAAUUGGAUAACAGGAAUCAUAUAGAUUUUGUCAGAAAAAUCAACACUUACAAAAAUAUUUAGUAUUAAAUGAAGAUCAAGAAAAAUCCAUUUUGUCCAUACCGUAUGGACAAAACGACACGAGUCGUUUGGACUAAAUGACAUACACAGCCAUCAACAUAACAAAAA